ACCCCCGACCCCACAGACAGUCCCCCCUCACCCCCGACCCCACAGACAGUCCCCCCCUCACCCCAGACCCCACAGACAACAGUCCCCCCACACCCCCGACCAGACAGUCCCCCCUCACCCCAGACCCCA
Hypanus sabinus (Atlantic stingray) is the source of this 129-nucleotide messenger RNA. RefSeq lists its product as uncharacterized. The transcript is spliced from 2 exons. The annotation marks the transcript as partial. Lineage: Eukaryota; Metazoa; Chordata; Chondrichthyes; Myliobatiformes; Dasyatidae. The record is from RefSeq and is a predicted model, not a curated record.